GGCCCCGCCCCUUCGCCUGCGUGUCGCUCGGUGCCAAUUGCGUUCACUCUCCGCGAACAUGGCCGCGCCGGCUCGGCCCGCUGUCCGGGAGUGGGUUCGCAUUGCUCUGCUUUGUCUCUGUUGGUACGCAGUAAGCUCCGGAGGAAAUGUCGUCAACAAGGUCAUUUUGAACGGUUUCCCUCACCCGGUUACCGUGUCUCUUUUCCACAUCCUAUCAAUUGUGCUUUUCCUUCCUCCGCUGCUCCGGGCCUGGGGGGUCCCCCACAGCGAACUCUCGGGUCGUUACUAUCGCUGCUACAUUCUGCCGCUGGCCUUCGGCAAAUACUUCGCUUCAGUGUCUGCGCACUUCAGCAUCUGGAAAGUCCCGGUGUCCUACGCGCAUACUGUUAAAGCCACUAUGCCAAUAUGGGUUGUGUUGCUGUCCAGAAUCAUCAUGAAAGAAAAACAGACCAUGAAGGUCUAUUUGUCCCUGGUUCCUAUUAUUGGUGGAGUUCUGCUGGCUACUGUAACAGAGCUCUCCUUCGACAUCCAGGGUCUUAUCAGUGCUCUUGCUGCAACUUUGUGCUUCUCACUGCAAAAUAUCUUCUCUAAAAAGGUGCUGCGAGACACUCGGAUACAUCACUUACGCUUGCUUAAUGUGCUUGGAUUUCAUGCUGUCCUCUUUACACUUCCAACCUGGGUGCUCGUUGACCUGUCUUCUUUCCUGGUGGAUGGUGAUGUGGGUGGCACUUCUAACUGGUACUUUACGCUGAUUCUGCUUGUAAUCAGUGGCUUUUGCAACUUUGCCCAGAAUGUGAUUGCUUUCAGCGUAUUAAACCUGAUCAGUCCUCUUAGCUACUCAGUAGCUAAUGCCACAAAACGUAUAAUGGUCAUCACUGUGUCUCUGCUGAUGUUGAAGAAUCCAGUGACUUCUACUAAUGUGUUGGGCAUGAUGACAGCCAUUCUAGGUGUUUUCCUGUACAAUAAGGCUAAGUAUGAUGCUAACCAGGAAGCAAAGAAGACAUUACUUCCCGUUUCAAAGGAUGACCUGGUAUCAUUUGAGGCCAGUGGUAACAGUUCAGUACUGGACAAACUUCAGGCCAAUGGAACAGUGACUUUCCCUUAUGGCAGGAACAACGUACUGACAGAUCAUUUCCAGUAUGGCAGGCAGUCUGGCAGUGCAGGGUACAUGUCCAGCCAGUAUGACGUGUAAAAUUGCACUAUGCUAGAGCAUCUGACUCUCAUCAAAAUCCUGACCCCAAUUUCUCAGUUAUUUUUUUUGUUAAAUUGCCUUCUUUAAAGGAGAUAGAAGACUUUGAAAGAUAACAAGCUACUUGCCACUUUGGGGAAAUGGGAGACAAAAAAAAUCAAAGUUUUCAACAUCAAGAAAGUUUUGCGUUUUCAUUCAGAAGCAGCGACGCUGAUCAUCCUGUUUGUACAUUUUAGCACCGUGACCAGUCUGGUCAGGUAUAUUGAUAAAUGAUUAUUUAUUAAUGCCUUGCACAAACUCUUUGAGCCAAAACACAAAGGAUCAUUAGACAUUAUUCAUUUUUCUUCUUGGUCAAAUAUUUCACUCGAGCUGCUAGGCUUCAUCGAAAGUGAAAUGAAAAACAUCUAAAUGCUCCUGCAAUAGUUUUAUUUGUGGACUUCCUCUGGGCAUAAGUAAAAUGUAUUUAUGUGUGUGUGUGUGCGUGUGAGCAUACGAGCAGUUUUGUUUAUUGUGGGAAAUAUAGAAUAUCCCACCUGAGCUUUGCUACGAGAUGGCAGUCAGAGUAGUAUUCCAAAAAUCCAAUAACUUUCUUUUCCCAGACUGUUAACAAGAUGGCAAGAUUUAAAGGUACUGGAAAAUGGGCAGUUUUUGGGUUUGAGAGAGUCUGUAUUUGAAGUAGUAGAUCUUGAAAAGAUGGGUGCGAACCUGUCUUAGUCUUAGAUUUACACUCAUUUUGAGUGUUGCAAAUAAGUACUUUUUUAAUCUGUCAUAACAGAAUGUAAUAUGGAAUCUUGGGGGAUGUUGUGGCUGUAAAUGCUGUGAUGCUUGUUUGGUUUCAGUUCAUUAUUGAUUAUUGUGCUUUUUAUUUUUUGUAUUUUUUUUGGCUUUCCCAGAAAAAAAAAGUAAACUGUUGGUUUACUAGUUAUGUAAAGAAAGGACUACAGCUUUACAAACACAUGCACAUUUGCCAAGUGGCUCAGAAAUGUGUUUUUUUUUUCUUUUUUUUUUUAAUAAAACUAAUGUAUCAUGGAAAAUAGAAUUUUAGACUUGAAUUAUUUAUAUUUUUUGUAGGUAGUUUUGGUCAUCUUGGCAAUUCAUAAUUUUAAUGAACAAUAGCACAAAAUUUUGUAAAAUCUGGCAGUUUUUUUAGUUUGAAUUUUAUUAUUACUUUUUUUUUUUUUUUUUUACUUUUUUUGCAAAGGAUGUUUUAUUUUGUUGUUCUCAUAGCAAAAUUGUCAUUUGGUCGAAAAAGUAUCUUGAAACACCGUCUUACCCACAGCCCCCGCCCCACCUCCACCCCCACCCCCGAUGAUUGUUUUUUAUUUUCCAUAAAACAGGAACUCCUAUCAUUUAUGUGUUAAGAGUUUUGAUGUCUGCAUGACACAUUUAUUUGUUUAGGUUAAAUUAGAUGGAUUGUCCUCAUUGGUGAAGAAAUUCUGAACAAAUACCAGAACCAUUGUGGCUUUUAUGGCCUUCAUGGUGUUCUGUAAGUUAGCUUUUUUAAUCGAGCAAGAAUUUUAAACUUUAGUUCAGUGCUGCCAAUGAAAGAUGGCAUUAUUCUUUCAUGUAGGAAAUUAUUGAAUGUGUAUUUCUUGGUAACAAAAUAAAUCCUGCUGUAAUUAUUUCAUUUUAUAAAUCAGUUAAAAUCUAUAUUACAAUUUAUAAGACAAAAGCACGCGUUUUAAGGUGACACAUCUGUCUUUUAGAUAAUUUCCUUCAUUGGCAUUUGUUUAGGUUGUGGACCUUCAUUUAUCCUUGGGUGUCUUUAUCUUCUUCUGGACCUUAUUGUUUGUGAUUUAUUAAGUUUGAUGCUGCUUUAUUCUUCAUUUUUAAUUUAUUACUUUUUUUUUUGAGUAAAAUGUCAAUCAGUUGUUAGUAAUUGGAAAUCUCUGACUUAAAAAUAAAGGGGUGUAACAGUAUUUUUUUUGUAGAAAGGUUUUGUAAUUUACAGAAAUGGUUUGGUGAAAAUACUGUAUUUUUUCUUUUUUCCACAUGAUUUAUCCGUUUUCAAAAUAUUAAACAUUGGAGUAUUAGUCAACAAGAAUCUGCAAUGUAUGUGUUAUAAUUUUGAACAGAGUAAAUAUUCAGCAGUUUAAAAAAUCCAGGUUCUAAAGAAGGGGGGAGAGCUGGAUGGCAGGUUUCAUAAUUAAUUCUUGUACUUUUUUUGGUUCUUUAUGUGUGAUCAUUGUCUGGGUACAUUUUGCUAUUAAUAUUUUUUUGAUUGUUGAUGGCAUUGUUUCUUUUACACCAUUUAAUUAACUAUUCUCUUACAUCAUGAGAAUUUGUAUCGAAAAUUGUUAAUGCAAUAUGUGUAUGUAUAAUAUACGUGUGUAUAUAUGUAUGUACACUGUAAAUAUCUUAACAAAUGUUCAUAUUGGAAUGACCCUACUGUUUAAAGAAAUGUAAUGUCUUGAGCACUUAGUACAAACGAGUCAAAAAAAUAUCUAUAUCCAAAAAAAUAAAACCACCCUGUCGAUGUCUGCUGUUUAGGGGACGCAGCACCCUAAAUCGUGCCUAAACAUUACACAGAUUAAAUUGAGGGAUGAAGGCAAAAUUUUACCUUGUAAUUCUAUGUCUUUGGUCCUGAAGGCAUUUGUUAGUUGAUUUUGGUUUCUGUAAAGUUACCCAUUCUCAGAGAGAUUCUUUAAAACCAGGUUUAGAUGCCUGCUGUCCGCUACCAUCGGACAUAAUGUAGAGUUUCAGAUAUGCUUGUAAGGGACUUGUGAUGGUCUGGCAUCCUUAUUCAGUUUUGUCUUGUGCCUGAUGUUGCCAGGACAGGUGCUGACCCUCAUGAUGCCAAACUGGAUCAAGCAGGUCCAGCAAAUAAAUGGACAGAUUUAAAAAAUGUAAUCCCUCCACUGACAUCUUUAUUUCCUUUCUGUGUUAUCAGAAAGGUGGAGAUAGUUAAAAGGUGUUGUUUGCAUGAAGAAAUUGACACCAUCAUAUUUCCAAUAUUGCAUGGUGAGAGUUAAUUUAGAAUAUGUGAGGUUAAAGUUUGAAAAGAACAAAAUGGUUGAUUAAGUGAAAACUGAACUGAAAAAUCUGCUGGCACUCAGGCUCUGCGGGGCUGUCUAAACUUGAGCAUCUUGCUUGGGUUUAAAUUGAAAUAUGAAAAGUUUCAAGAGUCAUUCAUUUCUACAGAAAUGAGAACCUUGAUAGCUUUAAAUUAACUUAAUUUGUAGCUGUAUGAAUAAUAGAAACAAAUUGUUAAUCAAAUGGGCAUGUGUCUCUGUAUAUUAUAAAUGAACCCUUCUUGAAAAUGAUUCAUUAAACAUACAUUGAUAUUAA
Messenger RNA from Erpetoichthys calabaricus (reedfish), 4477 nucleotides. It is a transcript of the gene slc35e1, whose product is annotated as solute carrier family 35 member E1. Lineage: Eukaryota; Metazoa; Chordata; Cladistia; Polypteriformes; Polypteridae. Gene Ontology annotation, molecular function: antiporter activity. The record is from RefSeq and is a predicted model, not a curated record. Bases 59 to 1192 code for a protein of 377 amino acids. Gene Ontology annotation, cellular component: Golgi apparatus. The transcript has 6 exons.